GAUUAACAAUUGUUAUGCAGAGCAUCCGGACGGAGCCGGAGAGAAAACCAACGCAGCACGCCGGCCAUAGCAGUCACAGCCACCAACCCUCCAGGCCGGCAGUGUCCUCCCCAUUUCGUUGCUGCUGCUUCCGCCGGGAUCUGCUCAUGGAGGCGGUGGAAGACACCACAACCCUGGAGGCCGCGAUCGGUUGGCUCUCCGAUACCAUCCUUGCAAAUCUCCCAGCCGGCGGCAAGCUGGUUUCCUGGAUUCGCCAAGCUGGCCUUGGCAACGACGUCGAGAAGCUCAAGUCCGAGGUCGAGGCUGUGGAGAUGGUGGUCUCUGCUGUGCAGGGGAGGGCGGCCGGAAACAAGCCGCUGGCCAAAUCCCUCGCUCGGGUCAAGGAGCUGCUCUACGACGCCGACGAUGUGGUCGACGAGCUCGAUUGCUACAGGCUCCAGCAGGAGCUCCAACCAGAGACACUGCUGGAAAUGGAUGGACAUGGGAUGCAGCAAGUUGACAGAUCUAGUGAAAGUGAAACUAUCGAUGUACAGGGUAGCGGUAAUAGCAGGUUACGGUUCGAGGGAUGGAUUCACUUUGAAAUCACCGAGUUUGAACAAAACGGAGGGCCUGUCAAAGCAAUGUGUAAGCACUGUCAAACAGUGCUCAAGUGCAAAACCAAUAAGGGGACAUCAGUUCUGCACAAUCAUCUCAAGAGCAAAGGUUGUGCCAAGAAACGUGGAGCCAGUGACCCUUCUUCAAGCACCGCCGAUGCUAUUACAAUUCCUACCCCUGUUGUAACUGUCAGCAGAAAAAGGACGAGAACCAGUCAGGAGUCAACACACAUCACUGCAGCUAACCCAAACGGGUGGAACAAGGACGCAUUUUCUGAAAGGAUACAAGACAUCAUUAGUCAACUGCAAGGGAAACACGGGGCUAUCACAAGGCUUCUCCAAAUACUUCCGUCCGACUAUGUUGGUGCAAGGUCAAGCCACUGUCAGAGUAGAAUCUUGGAUCCAUGCCGAAGAACAUCAUGUGUUUUUCAAGGGAAAGUGUAUGGGAGAGCUGCAGAGAAGAGAUCCAUCAAAAAGUUGAUACAAGAACACAAACCAACUGCCAGUGUUACUGUUCUGCCUAUUGUAGGAAUCGGAGGAGUUGGGAAGACAGCUCUCGCUCAGCUUGUAUACAAUGAUCCAGCUUUGGAAAGUCAAUUUGAUCGCAAGAUAUGGAUCUGGGUGUCUAACAACUUUGAUGAAAUGAGACUCACACGAGAGAUGUUAACUUGCAUCUCCCCAGAAACACAUGAUGGCAUAUGCAACUUUAUCAAGCUUCAGGAGGUCUUGAAGGGUCAUAUUAAAACAAAGAGGGUUCUACUCAUUUUAGAUGAUGUCUGGGAAGUCAUGGAUGACUGCGUGUGGAACAAAUUAUUGGCUCCUUUCAAGUCUGACAAUGCAAAGGGCAACAUGAUAAUCAUGACAACUAGAAAACCAUCUGUUGCAAACAGUAGAGGUACAACUGGACCAAUUAACUUAGGUGCUUUGGGAAAGGACCAUUUUUGGCAAUUGUUUAAAUCAUGCACGUUUGGUGACGAGAGUUAUGAAGCGCAAGCAAGUCUAAGUGACUUAGGACAGGAAAUAGCACAAAAGUUAAAAGGGAACCCAUUAGCAGCGCAAACUGUCGGGCCUCUAUUAAGAGAUCAUCUUACUGUGGAUCAUUGGAGUAACACUCUGAAGACCGAAGCUUGGAAUUCCCUACAACACACUGGUGGCAUCAUGUCUGCUUUGAAGCUUUCCUAUGAUGAGCUGCCCUACCCUGUGCAGCAAUGCUGCUCAUAUUGUUCUAUAUUCCCCUACGGUUAUGAAUUUAUUGCCGAGGAACUAGUUCGUCUUUGGAUUUCACAGGGAUUUGUGAAGCGUGAUCAUCCAAAUAUGAGUUUGGAGGAGACGGGACGAUACUAUCUGACUGACUUGGUGAACCUGGGCUUGUUUGAAAGGAAAGGAUCCUCUCUUGGUAGUCAAACUCAAACUUGCUAUGCUAUGUCUGGCCUGAUGCACGAUUUUGCGAGGCUAGUUUCAAGAACUGAGUGUGCAACUUUGGAUGGUUUGCAGUGCAAUGAAAUGUUGCCAAAUGUACACCACUUGUCCAUAGUAACCAGCUUUGUGUAUCAGAGGCAGGAUUGGACUGGGAAUAUACUUCGUAGUGAGAAGUUUGAAUUUUUGUUGCAAAAUAUAGUUGCAUCAGUGAGUAAGUUGAGGACAUUGGUGUUAAUUGGGGAGUAUGACUCCUUUUUCUUCAAAGCAUUCCAAGAUGUAUUUGAAAAAGCACAUAAUCUGCGUAUGUUGCAAAUGUCUGCAACAUCUGCUGAUUUUAAUUCCUUCAUGUGUAGCUUGGUAAAUCCUACACGUCUUCGGUAUCUAAAACUUGCGGAUGGUCAUGAUGAGCAGAAGGCUAUGCCUCGUGUUUUGAGCAAGUUUUUCCAUCUUCAGGUGUUGGAUGUUACUUUCUUUAUGUCACUGCAUACAGUUCAUCUAGAGGGUUGCGGAGAACGGAUAGUACUUUCAACUCUGGAAAUGCUUCGAUUUCUUAAAAGGUUGAAGUUGAGAAACAUGCGGAGUGUAACAAAAGUAUCGGUUCCGUCAUUGGAGGAGCUGGUUUUAUAUGAAAUGCCAGAUUUACAGAGAUGUUCUUGUACUUCCAUGGGUGAUAUGAAAUCUAGUUUAAGGGUGUUGGAGAUCCAGAGUUGCCCUGCACUUGAGGUGUUUGAUUUGUUUCGGAAAGGUCAUAACUAUGAACUGGAGCAUAAGCCAUGGUUGCCCAGUCUGAGGAAACUCAUAAUGUGCAAUUGUCCUUUAUUGCAAGUACAAAUCCCGCUUCCGCCUUCAGCUAUAUUAUCUGAACUAUUAAUCAGGGGAGUUUCAACAAUUAUGAAAAUGUGGGGAUCUUCCAUGGGAACAUUCAAAAUUGAGUGUGAGCUGCCUUUUGCUGAGAUGAUGCCACUUGAUGACAGAAUUUUGGCGUUCCAUAAUCUUAAGGAUAUCAAAUACUUGGAGAUAUCAUGUUGCGCAAACAUAACAUCCAUUUCAUUCAAAGGAUUAGGUCAGCUCAACUCUUUAAAGAGUUUGAAAAUAUUGUUAUGCAAAGAACUUUUCUCUUCAGAUGAUGUGCCAGAGCAGACCCUAGAAGACAUAAUAACUGCAAAUAAUGCUGCUCUCCUGGCUCUUGAAAGUCUUGAUAUUAGAGGGUGUGGAAUAAGGGGGACGUGGCUAUCUCUAAUGCUGCGACAUUCGCCAACCCUGAAGGAGUUGAAUUUAGAUAUGUGCCCGCGGUUGAAACAAUUGAAAGUAGAAGAGGUUUCGUCAUCAUGGUAUCUAUAUGAUGCAUUUCGAAGCUCAGUUCGAGCGUCAUCAGUAUAUGUUGAUGAUGCGUGGCCAGGCUUAGCUGUAGACGGAGUCGUGCACAUUCCAUGGAAUCUUAGAAAGAUAACAAUCGGUGGAUGCCCUGAAUUAAUGUUUGAUGGGAGUAGGGAAGGCUUUGCUGGAUUUAUCUCCUUUGAGGAGGUAGAGGAAGACGACGAAGAGAAGGGAAGAUGUCUCCUCCCGCAAUCACUUGAACAACUUGUUUGGUCUGAUUAUUCCCGGAAAACUCUGCGGCCCUGCUUUGUGGGUAAUGUCACGUGCCUCAAAAAACUGCAUGUAGAUAGCAUAAGGUUGGAAUGUCUACAGCUGGAUUCUUUUACGGCACUGGAAGAUUUGAAAAUUGAAUGUUGUGAUCGGUUCGUCUCAUUAGAGGGCAUGAAAUCGGUUGGAACCCUCAGGUCUUUGGCAUUAGUUCAAAACCCAAGAUUGGAAUCUCUACAGUUAAAUUCCUGCACAUCGUUGGAACGUUUUGAAGUUCAUGAUUGCAGUUCGCUCAUCGCAUUAGAGGGCUUGAGGUCCCUCGUGAACCUCAAGCAUUUUGAAAUAUUCGGGUCCCCUGCCUUGGAUUCCUUUACCUAUGAGCCAAUUGAGGGAAUUUCGAGUCAUAGCUAUGAGUUAUUCCCCUCACUGGAAAGUUUAAAGACUGAUGACUUGUGUCAUCUUAAGACGUUAUUCCACAAGGGCCUCACCUGCCUCCGAAGCCUAACACUUUUUUAUUCGGAUGCAACGAGACUAACAGAUGAGCAAGAGAGAGUGCUUCUGCUCCUCGGGUCCUUGCAAAAGCUCUCCUUUGACAAUUGCGAGCAUCUCGUGCAUCUUCCCCCAGGGCUGCACGGCCUCCCUUCCCUCAAGACGUUGAAGAUCAUAGAUUGUGAGGGCAUCUCAGAGCUUCCGAUAGAGGGCCUCCCACCUUCGCUGGAAGAACUGGAAAUCCUCUGUUGCAGUGCCGAGUUAUCAAAACAAUGCAGAUUGCUAGCAACAAGCAAGCUAGAGGUCGAAAUUGAUGGGUGCUAUCUGGACUGAUUAUUGAGUAUCUUUCUAAGGUCUGUUUUCACUUCAAGGCCUCAUCCUCAACCUCAUGUGGUCAUGAUAAUGGUGUCUUACACUCAUAAUCUCAAUAUUUGUUCUCCACUUGUUGGGAUUUCCAAUUAUACGCAGCUAAGAAUUCGAUCCUUUUGUAAGGUGCCUCCCCGCCCGCUUGUCUGUCUAAUGCGCUUGUUCUGUUCCAGCCUUUUCAAUGUCACCAUUCUGAAUUUCUCGCUGAUCCCUGAAUAAAUCCAUUGCCUUGCUCUCGAGAACCUCCUCUACAGCAGGUUCCUGUGGGCCAAAAGACAAAACUGGAUUCCCGUACAAUGAUAGACUGUAGUCGGAAACCGUGAGUGAAGAAACUGUAUAAGUAAAUUAUUGUGCAAUGAUGUUGUAUUUUCAAGAACUUGUGCAGAUUUGGUUGAGUGCUUCCAAUUAUUCAAGGCCGGCCGUGUUGUCCGGGGUGGAUAGCACAACGUAUGAAAAUGCUUGAUUUUUGGGAUCUUUUUCCAGAUUUUUCUGAGCAGAGUGUACAGCAACAGAAAAUGCAUGUUUUAUUUUUCUGAGAAUGAAAAUGCAUGUUUCUAACACUGUUUGUUCUGCAAAUUUAACACUAUUCAUGGUUGAUCUAUGCUUGAUUUUCUGGAAAGUUCUUGAAAAUGAUUCUGAGGACCUUAAAAUUUUGGAGUCCAAUAGAAUGUUUGGGCCUUCGGGGUGUAAAUCACAGCAGAUGGAUAUCCUUGUUUUUUCCUUUUCACAAAUUGUUUUAGAUUUAGUUAGAGUCAUGUGGUGUGUACAAGUACGACAACUAACUCCGUUGUCCGCUCAGGGCACUAUCCUUUAUAACUGGGAACUCCUUCAUAUAAAAAAACAAGCAGUCUGUAUUUUCCUACUCCAGUAGUGUUAGUGUUUCCAUGGUGCGCAGCAAACAGGGGAUGCAUCUUUCCAGCUCUGUUUAUGCUGAAGUUAUUACAGUGCAGUCACUGAAUGUUAGUUUCUGCCAGGAUUUUGAUUGUAUUAUGUUGAGCAGUUUGAUAUAUUUUUCUCAAGUCUGACUGUGUGCUCGAGGUGUACAAUUGAUGCAUGUUUCGAGCUGUGUUAUAUUCUUGUUGAAGGUUUUAGCAUGCCAUUCUAAUUUUGGUUUUUGUGGACUGGAAGUUUUUUUUUCAAAAAAAGCAAGUUUUCACUCUGUUCAUUGAUGAUCUAUGCUUGAUUUUCUGGAAAGUUCUUGAUUUUUUUUUGAAAGAUAGGGGUUUCCCCCUGCCCCAACUUUUAUUAAAAAGCAAAGGCGAAACCAACACGACCAGGACAAUGUACAACGCUUCGGCAACAGCCAAAGUAGCUGUCACAGAAAGGACAAGUUCUUGAAAAUGAUUCCGAGGACCUUAAAAUGUUUGGAGUCCAAUAGAAUGUUUGGGCCUUAGGGGUGUACAAUCACAACAGAUGGAUUUCUCUAGCUCUUCAAUUUUAACAGUCCACACAGUCCUUGAUUUUAACAGUCCAGUAGUGUUUCCAAGGUGUGCAGCAAACAGGGGGUGCAUCUUUCCAGCUCUGUGUUGUGCUGAAGUUUUAACAGUGCAGUGACUGAAUGUUAGUUUUUGCCAGGAUUUUGGUUGUAUUAUUCGAGCAGUUUGAUAUAUU
Messenger RNA from Aegilops tauschii subsp. strangulata, 6062 nucleotides. RefSeq lists its product as uncharacterized. Gene Ontology annotation, molecular function: DNA binding; ADP binding. The record is from RefSeq and is a predicted model, not a curated record. NCBI's taxonomy places the organism in Eukaryota, Viridiplantae, Streptophyta, Magnoliopsida, Poales, Poaceae.